GGGGGUCCUGUGAAACAUCACUGUGGGGCUGCUGUUCCUCUGUGCCCCACUGCAUGAGUACAGACCAGUGAGAAACAGUAGAAACCAGCAGAAAUGAGUAAGGGUACAGACCAGUAGAAAUCAAUAGGAUCAAGUAGGAAGCCUUAAAGGUCUACUUGAAUCACCAGUGGUAGAGAAUUCUACAGUCCUGUAGGCACCAACUCAGUCCAGUAGGGACCAGUUCCAGCUGGUAGGCACCAGUUCAAAGCAGUAGGCACCAGUUCAGGCCACUAGGGACCAGUUCAGGUCACUAGGGACCGGUACAGAGCAGUAGGAAGUCCUUCUCUGACCAGUAUAGAUCUGUAUGGACCACUAGGGUAUUCUACAUAUCAGUUUAGCCCAGUGUAUACCAGUAGGGAUUAGUAGAAACUACUAUAAACCAGUAGGGACUGGUAUAUACAGGUAGGGAGCACUGUGGUCUUUCCCCUGCCCUAACCAGUCUAGACCAGUAAGGACCAGUAUGGACUGGUAAGAACCACUUUAGAACCGUAGGAAGCAGUACAGAGCAUGAGGGAGCCCCACUGACCAGAAUAGACCAGUAUAGAGCCAACCAGUAUGGACCAGGGGACACUAGGAGAAGAUGGGGACAUUGAGAGAGAAUGGAGACAGUGGGAGGGGAUGAGGGGACACUGGGAUGGGACAUGGAACAAUGAAAGGGAAUGGGGACACUGGGAGGGAACAAGGGACACCAGGAGGGGAUGGGGGACACAAGGUAACGUCCCCGUCCCCCUUGACACCCCAAUGUCCCCCCAGUGUCCCCUGAAUGUCAUAUGGGAUGUGCUGAGGGUGACACAGGAAAGCCACCUUGUCCGUUGUCUGCCCACUGUCAUUAUCCUCUGCCAGGUGGCCCUGUGGGCUGUGGAAAAAUCCGAGGGCCACCCGGCUACUGCCAUCAACGAUCAGUGUCACUAAACGUCCCACUAGCACAUCCGACCUGGAUCGCUGCCACCAACACCACCACUACCACCAAGGCCAGAAAAGCCAUCAAUGCUGCUUCCACCAUUAGGGAAGUGUUGGAGGAGGUGACCAAUCACCUCCAGAUCCUGGUGGCUGCCGUCACCCUCAACCUGGAGGUGACCCAAAGUUUUCCUGCCAGCACCCAAGCCUUGGGGAACACUGUGGUGGCUUUACAGAUCAUGCUGAAGGAUGAGGAGGGAACCAACUCCUGGAAGGUCUGCCGAGGAACCUGUAUGGAUGGGGACACUAGGAUGUCCCCCUGUCCCAUCUGGGGACACCAGGUAGGACCUCCUUGUCUGGAGGACAACAUGAUGUUCCCUGUCCCACUGGGGACAGUGGAGAGCUGUGGGGACACCAGAGCCUGUGGGCACUGGGGCAACUUGGUGACACUGUCCCAUGUCCCCGCAGUAAUCUUCAAGGACACACUGAACACUGAGCCUCCAAUUUGUCACUUGGGGUUGGGGACAUGGUGGCUACAUGGCGUCAGCAGGAGAGGGAAUGCCCCUAAAUGUCACCACUAAAGAACUCGAGAUUGUCCUCAAGAAUGCCCCCAAGUCAUGGGGAACAUUGUGGGGACAUGCCAGGACAGCACUGGGGACACUGAGGAGGUGUCGGGGACAAAACUGGAGUCACCACUGAGGCUGUGAUGAGGACAUGCUGAGGACAUCCUGAGGGUUUGGGGAACAUGAGGAGCUAUUGGGGACAUCAGGGGACACUGAGGGCAGUGGGUGGUCAGGAGAUGAGGAGAAAAAGUGAAAAAAUAAGGAAAAACUCUGGAAAAAGGGGAGUCUCCCUCCCGGAAAAUCAGAAACGGAACAGAACCCAGCAUGCCCCCACACCACGUGUUUGCAGCCAAUCGCCCUCUGGCUCUGCAGGAAGUUUUCCUUUCCCUUUGCAACUCCCUGCGGCAGCACCCAGUCCCGUUUUGGAUUGGUUUUCCUUCUUUUCACUGUUUCCGAGGUCAGCUGAAUCUCCGCUCUCAGUACCCACAGUGAUGGACCCAUAGAGUCUCGGUUUUCUGCGCAAUCCAGCUUGAAAGUGACGACCUUGGGACCGGCGGAUUGUCACCUUGCUGCCACCACUCAUGUGGACGCAGGAUGUCACCAGGGCCAUCGGCCCCUCUGAGGUGUCUCCAGAGCUGCUGCAGCCUCUGGUGACUGUGGUGGCCACCUUGGGCAAGUUGGGGACCAUCCCUGGGGACAUCUCCCUGGGAGGGGACAUGGGCUCACUGCGGGCCAGGCUGCUGACCUUCAGCUCUAGCGUGCGCAGAGCCAUGGUGCACCCGGAUGGCAAUGCCACCCUCCUGCGACAUGCUCUAGGGGCCACCAAGGAACAGUCUGGUGCCCCCACAGCCAUCACCGACUCAUGGCAGAAGGCGGUGACCACGGUGAAGGACAUCUGGGCCAAGCUGCAGGAGGAUGCUGCAUGCCUGAGGGAUGCCUGUGGGGCUGUGGCCACUGCCAUGGCCACCACUGAGGCCACCAAGGGCCACCUGGUGGAAGCAGCGACACAGGAGGACAAAGCACACAAAGGGUUGAUGGCUGCCACCAGGGUGGUGGUGGUGUCCUCAGAGGUGGCCCAGGUGACAGAGGUGGUGGCAGCUCAUGAUGCACGGGUGGCAGAGGCCAGGGAAGGGCUGCAGGCAGCCACCAAGGCCACCGAGGAGGUGGCGGCAGCAGUGGUGGCAGCAUUGGAAGCCAAGAAGAGGGGACAACACGCAGCAGUGGCCCAUGGGCUCCUUGAGCAGUUGGUAGCAGCCUGUAUGGGGGCCUACAACUACUACAGUCAUGUGGAGUGCUGCCUCAGGGACAUCAAGGCCAUGGUGGGUGUCACUACUGGAGAUGGUGGCCCUGAUGUCCCCAAGGCCACCCAGGGGGACAUGGAUGUCCCCAAGGAGCUGGCGGAGAUAGUGGUGGUGGCUGAGGCGCUGUGGGAUGCCAGCGCCCAGCUGGCCCAGGAGCACCUCUUGGGGACACUGCGGGGUGUUCGGAGCCUGCUGGCCACCUCCAGUGUCACCGAGGCCACUAAGAUCACACAGCGCUGCCAAGAGGCCUCCAAUGCCCUACCCAGGCUGCUGCCACCAGGGCUGUGCUAGGGGACAAAUGUGUCCAUCAGGGACUGGUGGCACUGACACAAUCAUGGGAUCAUGGAGACGGCAGAUGGGGCCUUUGGGACCACCAUUCCAACCACCAAUGGACUGAGGGCUGUCACUAAAUGUCACCUCAGUGUCACUUCCGUGCAUCCCCUCAACAUCUCCAGGGACCACUUCCUGAUAAAAAUGGGAAAACAAUUUUGUUUUAUAAAAAUUAUUUUGUUUUAUAAAAAUGUUAUCACGUGA
Numida meleagris (helmeted guineafowl) is the source of this 3334-nucleotide messenger RNA. RefSeq lists its product as uncharacterized. Bases 2081 to 3091 code for a protein of 336 amino acids. Lineage: Eukaryota; Metazoa; Chordata; Aves; Galliformes; Numididae. The transcript is spliced from 3 exons. The record is from RefSeq and is a predicted model, not a curated record.